This is a messenger RNA of Dioscorea cayenensis subsp. rotundata (Guinea yam), 1628 nucleotides long. Its product is annotated as protein LIGHT-DEPENDENT SHORT HYPOCOTYLS 3-like. Gene Ontology annotation, cellular component: nucleus. NCBI's taxonomy places the organism in Eukaryota, Viridiplantae, Streptophyta, Magnoliopsida, Dioscoreales, Dioscoreaceae. Gene Ontology annotation, biological process: response to light stimulus; mRNA transcription. The transcript has 2 exons. The record is from RefSeq and is a predicted model, not a curated record. The coding region runs from base 693 to 1235 and encodes 180 amino acids.
CCUACCUUUGUUUCCAUCAUCCUUUAAACUCCCACUCUCCCACUUCCUCUCCCUCACACCACACCCUCUCUUUCUCUGAUAUCUUUAAUUGAUCAUGGAGUUUGUUCAUCUGUAACAUCUCCUUCUCAUCUUUUUUUUUUUUUCCUCUAAUUUUGAGCCAAAGAGUGAGUGUAUCUUUUCUCAACUCUUUCUCUUUUCUCUUUCUCUCUCUGAUGAUCAUCACUGAUUCACUCACAUCAUGACGUGAAAUCCAUCCCUGUUUAUAUAUGUCCUAAAAUCUAUAAUUAAUCUUCUCUUCUUCCUACCCAGCUUUCUCCUUUGCUUUAUCUGACAUACUAUAAGAUCUAGUAAUAUUUUAGGGUUUCAGCUCAUUCUCAAACCUCUUCAACACCUCCCACAUGCUUACCUUUCCCUAAACUUCAGCACUCAAAACUCUAUUAUACCAUCUCUUCUCUUCCUUUCUUAAUCUUCUUUCUUCUUCUAUAUAUUUUUAUAUAUAGAAAAGAAAGAGAAAAAUCAAAGUAGAACUAGUAUAGUAAUUAACAUAUAUAGCUUAUGCUUUGCUCUUUCUCUUUCUCUCUCUCUUCUUAGUUUACAAAGCUCCAAGAAUCAAGGAAGUAAAACAUUAAACAAGCAAGCAAGCAAGCAAAACAUCUAUCUAUCUAUCUAUCUAUCUAUCUAUCUAUCAAUCCAUGGAGAUAGGAACAAGCCCAGGGAGUCCAAUAUGUGAUGGAACAAAGAGUACUACAAGCCCUCACACUUCACCAUCAUCAUCAACUUCAAACUCUGCCUCACCGAGUCGCUAUGAAUCCCAGAAACGUAGAGACUGGAACACUUUCGGUCAAUAUCUCAAGAACCACAGGCCACCACUUUCACUCUCCCGUUGCAGUGGUGCUCAUGUUCUUGAAUUCCUCCGUUAUCUUGAUCAGUUCGGCAAAACUAAAGUUCACACUCAGAUGUGCCCUUUCUUUGGCCACCCCAACCCACCAGCUCCUUGUCCUUGCCCUUUGAAACAAGCUUGGGGAAGUCUUGAUGCUCUCAUCGGCCGUCUCCGUGCUGCUUAUGAAGAGAAUGGUGGUAAGCCUGAUUCUAAUCCUUUUGGUGCUCGAGCUGUUAGGCUUUAUCUUCGAGAAGUCCGGGAGAUGCAAGCCAAGGCUCGUGGCAUUAGUUAUGAGAAGAAGAAGCGCAAGAAGCCUCAAUUGCUUCCUUCUCAUCCUUCAUCUAGUUCAACUUGAGUGUGGUGAGCUCAUAUAUCCUCAUGAAGCUAGUUGUGAAUGAAAUGGAGGUGAUCAUCAAGCUUGCUUAGCUUGAUGAAUUGUUAUUAGUAGUAUAUUAUAGUAAGAAAUGAAUGUGUGUGGGGACAUGAAGUGGUGAUGGUGGUGGUGGUGGUGGCUACUUGUGGUAUGGAUUUUGGUGUGAGUGUGAGUGUGAGUGUGACUGUGUGAGAGUUCAAGUGUUGCAGAGUGUGUACUUGAGAUCUUAUCUAUAUAGCAAUUGUGUUGUUGAUUUGCAACAUCACAUGUCAAGUCCACUCUUUUGUCUUCUGUUCUUCUUCCUCAUGUGUUUGUGUCUCAGAUUUUCUAGUCAACAUGUUUUCUCUGGUUAAUUAAUUAUAUAUAUCAAGAGUA